AUGGAAGAAGACGAUGUUGACGCUAUUAUCGAGGAAAACGGUGUUGACUACGAAAGCGAUUCCGAGCUUUCCUCAAACCUCCGUGACUUUGCCGCCGCUGCUCAGUCCGGUGACGUCGUCGCCUUGCGCACCGCCAUUGACAAUCUGAAUGGGAGAGUUGAUGAGCCACUUGAGGAUAAUGACUCGGCACUUCACCUUGCGUGUCUCUAUGGUCACCUUCCUAGUGUUCAGCUUCUCCUGGAGAGAGGUGCUAAUAUGGAGAUCAAAGAUGAAGAUGAAGCCAUUCCUCUGCAUGAUGCUUGUGCUGGAGCUUCUCCUGGAGAGAGGUGCUAA
Eruca vesicaria subsp. sativa (arugula) is the source of this 333-nucleotide messenger RNA. NCBI's taxonomy places the organism in Eukaryota, Viridiplantae, Streptophyta, Magnoliopsida, Brassicales, Brassicaceae. The record is from the annotation of a GenBank genome assembly.